Dromiciops gliroides (monito del monte) is the source of this 1506-nucleotide messenger RNA. It is a transcript of the gene SPMIP7, whose product is annotated as spermatogenesis associated 48. Lineage: Eukaryota; Metazoa; Chordata; Mammalia; Microbiotheria; Microbiotheriidae. The record is from RefSeq and is a predicted model, not a curated record.
AUGAUAUCAGAUCAUAGACUUGGACAAAUCAUUAUCCCUAAGUAUCCCAUCAAAGCAGUAAAAGUGCCAUUGAAGAAAAUGGAUUACCCUCACUACUGUCGUCUCCUACAAAGAAUGGACAUGCCCUUUGUGAGAGGAAAUGAGGACAGACAUUUCUAUGGCAGUUUUGAAGAGAAAGACAGUCAUGCUUUCCUGAAAUUUCACCCUUACCCUUCUCCUGUCCAGCCAGACUAUCAUAUAUACCGUCCUUAUCCCCCACCUCCUGGGAAAGAUUAUGCUUUAUUUCCACAUCGAGAUGAUGUGCCAUUGGGUGACCCUUGUUCAGGGCUUAUGAGUGCGGGAGGUGAUGCUGAUUUGCUGCCUAGAGUUGGCAAAAACAUCCCAAACCUAGUGGAUUACUCUGAUGUGAAGCCACAACAACGAGUCCCUUUUUCAGACUGUGGAUUGGAGACAGAAAUUAGGAGGCGAACAAUAUUAUUUGAAGAGCUAAAUGAGGACCCAAGGUGGAAUUCCAGAAAAGUAUCUGAUGCUGCUAUCAGAGCCAGACUUGGAGGUUGGACAAGCCCAGUGAGAGUUAUUCCCGAUAUAUCUAAAAUGCAAGGCAAUUUAACCACGCAUAGGUUUUCAUUUGAUGAUUCAAAAUGUAAGGGUAAAGAAGGUAAAAUUCCAGGAGUGAUGAGUGAGGAACAGAGAGUAAAGGAAUCAUUCUAUAAGUCCAGUACACAAAAAGCAUAUGAAGCAGUUCCACUGGAUCGGAUAUACCCACCAAAGAUCGACCCACCACUAACGACAUUUGAAAAGAAGGCUGAUCAAGUUUCACCAUGUUUUACACUGAAAAGAUAUGAAUGCACGCCAUCGAUAAGUCAGCUCGUUGGGGGCCUCUGGGACAGAUUUCAAACAAGAUCCUUCACAUCACCAAAAAGACCAAUUAAUUUUGUGAGCCCAAGUAGUCGAACUCAAUAUAUUCCUCUUUACACUGGUUAUGUUGAGGCAUUAGACCCUGAUGACAGAGAUGAUCCUGAUGGUGACCUUACGUCUUUGGGCAAGGCUCGGACCUCAAGGAUACUUUAUACACCUACAAGCCACUCCACAAAUAUUCCAAAAUAUGCUGGCAAGGUUCAUUUCACAGCCACCCACCCAGCAAAUUCUGAUGUUCCACGAACCACCCCAGCCACAAGUUCAGCAGUUCGGCGUAUUAUACUCAGUCAUGCAUAUCGCAUGAAGGACAUUGGAAAAACUGUGCAUGCCCCCCCCAAACUGAAAACAAUGGGGAGAGAACUGGGAAUCAUUUUAUAUGAGGAUUUGUUGGAGUUGGGAAUCUUUUGCCUGAAAUGCAAUGAAAGUUGCAGAGAAUUAAAUUUCAACACCUUAUGGGAAGUAAGGAAUGUGCCUAAUUAUCGUCAUAUGGGACCUUUAUCAAAAAUGGUUACUCUGGUGAACCCAUACAACUCUUUCAAUGGGGUGGUAAAAGAAACUCUUAAGCCGUUUAAGAAGCCUAUUCUGUAA